GGGAUAGGAAUAGUUGAUGUCUGUGUGUGUUUACAUUGGCAGGGGCAUUACGUUUUUUUUGCAUGUCUGUGGGCGUGCGUGUGGGCUUACUUAGCUAAAGUUUGGGGACAGAUUUGUCCCAAGAAAUUAGCUAAAUAUGACAAAAACCUCCCUUUGAGGUCAUUUGGUAGCAUUUGUAUUUGAAAAUAUAAUUAUACAUUUUAAUCAAUCAUAGUCAAUAAUAAAUGUGUCCAUCUGAGAUGAAGUGGGGUUUAGUAGCAGUAUUGUGCUGCAGAGAUCCAUGGGAAAUGUUGUAUGUUCUCGUUGCUCUGCAACCCCUUUGCUCCGGCCAGAUGUUGAGAGGGAAAGAGAGAAUGAGCGAGCGAGGGAGCACGUCUCAAACCCCUGCCUGCCUCACUGCUUUCAAGAACAACGUGCUUUCAGGAGAGCCUUCUAAUGAUCUCCGUCUGUAAGACUUUUUGGGCACUUUAAGGUUUUCUGAAACUAAGAGAGGUGAUUCGGCUCUGUAUGCUGAAGUUUGAGGAUUCGGGUCUUUCCCCCAGUCAUGGGGUGCAUGUUCUCUUUGCCUCAGGACAGACUGGCUGCUGCAGAGAGAUCUCAACCUGUUCGCGAGACCAGCUUUAUAGAGAAAAUGAAGAAAACGAACCGAAACAUUGUGGUGUUUUACGGAUCCCAAACAGGAACAGCUGAGGAGUUUGCUAACAGACUGGCAAAAGAUUCCCAUCGCUAUGGUAUGAAAGGGAUGGCAGCCGAUCCAGAGGAGUAUGAUAUGACCGAGCUGUCUAGACUGAGGGAAAUUUCAAAUUCCAUGGCUGUGUUCUGCAUGGCAACGUAUGGAGAGGGAGACCCCACCGACAACGCCCAGGAGUUCUAUGAUUGGAUGCAGGGCGCUGAUGAUAGCCUGGAGGGGAUCAAUUUUGCAGUUUUUGGUCUUGGUAAUAAAACCUACGAGCACUUCAACGCCAUGGGCAAGUACACAGACAAGAGACUUGCUGACUUGGGAGGGAAAAGAAUCUUUGACCUCGGGCUCGGAGAUGAUGAUUCUAACUUGGAAGAAGAUUUCAUCUCUUGGAAGGAACAGUUUUGGCCGGCAGUGUGUGAGUUCUUUGGAGUGGAAGCCACAGGAGAAGACGGCAGCAUUCGGCAGUUUGAACUGGUGGUCCACAAUGACAUCAACAUGAAUCAGGUGUACACAGGAGAGGUGGGGCGUCUUGGAAGCUUUCAAACGCAGAAACUGCCUUUCGAUUCAAAGAAUCCUUUCCUUGCUUCUGUUUCUGUAAAUCGUAAGCUGAACAAAGGAGGAAACCGUCACCUGAUGCAUAUAGAAUUGGAUAUUUUAGACUCUAAAAUCAGAUACGAUGCUGGAGACCAUGUUGCCGUUUAUCCCACAAAUGACACAACAAUGGUCAGCAAACUAGGAAAGAGACUUGGUGUAGACUUGGAUAUCAUCAUGUCCCUCAAAAAUCUGGAUGAGGAGUCUAAUAAAAAGCAUCCAUUCCCCUGCCCGACAACAUACCACACGGCACUGACACAUUACCUGGACAUCAACAACCCGCCCCGUACAAACGUGCUGUAUGAGCUGGCGCAAUACGCCUCUGAUCAAAAAGAACAAGAAAAUAUGCGCAAGAUGGCCUCUGCAUCUCCAGAAGGAAAGGCUCUGUACAAGAGUUGGGUUGUGGAUGCUGAAAGGAACAUACUGUCUAUUCUAGAAGAUCUACCAUCUCUCCAACCACCGAUAGACCACCUCUGUGAACUUCUGCCUCGACUGCAGGCUCGAUACUAUUCCAUCGCAUCCUCCGGCAAGGUGCAUCCAUCCUCCAUCCACAUCUGUGCUGUGGUGGUGGAGUACGCUACCAAGACGGCAAGGGUCUUCAAAGGUGUGGCCACCAACUGGCUGAAGAAUCAAGUUGUAACUGAUAACGGCCACAAGCCCACCGUUCCCAUGUAUGUUAGGAGAUCCCAGUUUCGGCUGCCGUUCAAACCCAGUAAUCCUGUAGUCAUGAUCGGGCCUGGAACCGGCAUCGCCCCCUUCAUAGGCUUCAUCCAGGAGAGAGCAUGGCAGAAGGAACAAGGGAAGGAUGUUGGUGAGACGAUACUUUACUUUGGCUGUCGGCAUAGGAACGAAGACUUCCUGUACCAGCAGGAACUGGAGGAGUUUGAAAGGGCAGGUGUACUGACGCAGCUUAAUGUUGCUUUUUCCAGAGACCAGGAGGACAAAGUCUAUGUGCAGCAUCUUCUGAAGAAAAAUAAGGAACACCUAUGGAAGCUAAUUCAUUUCAAUAAUGCUCAUAUCUAUGUUUGCGGAGAUGCACGUAAGAUGGCUCGGGACGUCCACGCUGCUUUCCAUGAGAUCGCACAGGAGGUGGGCGGACUGACGCAUAGUCAGGCUGUGGACUAUUUCAAGAAGCUCAUGACCAAGGGCCGCUACUCGCAGGAUGUUUGGAGCUAAAGCAACUGAUGAGCCAGUAUCUGCUACUUUACCUCAGAUGUUUUGUUUCGUCAGAGUACAGAUAUACAUCACAGAACUCACCUUUUCUGUGUUUGCAUUUACUUGGACUGAUUUGUUGCUGUCAGUGUCUCUUAAAGUAUACAGACGCUUGAGUGCACAGGUCAGUAGAGCUGAUAUAACUGAAGGCACAAAGAAGAGUCUAAAAUAGCUGAUUUGAUCUUUAAAUUUUUGCUUUCGUAAUGCUAUAUCAUGUCCAUUACGGACAGUAUUUGAUGCCCAUUUAUGUGGUAAUGUAUAUCAAAGAUGCAAAAUGUUCUAUAGCUUCUUCUUAAAGGGUUAGUUCAACCCCCCCCAAAAAAUCAUUCAAUAUGUAUGGCUUUCCUUCUACUACAGAACACAGAAUAUAUUUAGAAGUAUGUUGGUAACCAAACAAAAUGCACCCCAAUGUAUGGACACAAAACCACUGAGACAUUUCUCAAAAUAUCUUCUUUUGUGUUCCACAGAAGAAAGAGUCAAAUACAGGUUUUGUAAUUGUUUUUAAAUUGUUUUUUUGGAGAACCCAUUAAACACGGCCUUAUUUAUAUAUAUUUUGUUUGACUGUCAAUUGUUUAAACCCUGUGUUAAAAGACUACAAUUAUCACUUUUAUAUCCUUAUUAAAGAGCUUUAGGUUUCUGUUUUGCAACUUCUAGAAAUUGUAAUGUAAUGCAUUCACUCACAGAAAUCAACUAUUAUGGGAUGUUACUUUUCUAAUCAUGUGAUGUUAGUUACAACUUGACUUAUUUAUUGUUUGAUAUACUAAACCCGUGUCCUGUCUAUGCAUUCAUUUAAAAAAAACACUAUGGCAAGUUGCUGUUUGUGAGCAAUUAUGCAAUUGAUGUGACUUCCAUCAUCACUAGAUGAUGAACUAGACUGUUAAAAUAUUCUAAGCAACUAUUUGUUAAGCAGAGGUGUAAAGAGUACCUGAAAACCAUACUUAAGUAAAAGUACAGAUACCUUGCAGUGAAAAUUACUCCAUUACAAGUUACAAGUCACCAAUUCCAAAACGACUUGAGUAAAAGUCUUUGAGUAUCUGAUUUUAACAGUACUUGAGUAUUUUACUCAUACUGAAUGUAGGCUCAAAGCAGCACUAGUCCUCAACACUUAAGAGACACAUCAGUGAAAAACUAGAAACAGUUGAUUUGUGAGGUGAGCAAUCGCAUUUAUUUUCUUAAAUCAUAAUAAGACUGAACACCUCAAAAUUGCAACAAAUCAUGGUCGACACCAUAACCUACGUCAUUACAAACACCCUAAGUCUCAUUUAAGCUCAAGUGCUCAUAAGUAAACCAAAGUCCUUCAAAAAGGUCUCUUCAAUAUAACAGAUAAAUAAAAUAAUGUUAAGUAGAAUUAAAAAGUCAAAGCCUUUUUGCACUGGACAUGCUGGUUUGGGCCUCAUGGCCAGCUGCAGUCAUGUCCUCAUUUCACAUACACUGUUAGCCCUUACCUGCCAUUUCUACAGUAAUACAUUGGCAACACUGUUGCCAGCUAGUUACUGUAGGUGUUUUACAGUAAACUACUGCAAUGGCUGUUUGAAGAUACAUUAUUAAAGAAUCUAUUAACGCACUUAAGUCACACAGUCUUAGAUGAACAAGUGUAAAUAACAGAUGAACACAAUAAAUCUGUCAAGAUUUCACCAGAGGAGAAUUAAACACAAACAUCAAUAACAUCUUCACAUAUUACAGACACCA
This is a messenger RNA of Triplophysa rosa, 4174 nucleotides long. It is a transcript of the gene pora, whose product is annotated as P450 (cytochrome) oxidoreductase a. Lineage: Eukaryota; Metazoa; Chordata; Actinopteri; Cypriniformes; Nemacheilidae. Bases 545 to 2449 code for a protein of 634 amino acids. Gene Ontology annotation, molecular function: FMN binding; NADPH-hemoprotein reductase activity; flavin adenine dinucleotide binding. The transcript has 15 exons. Gene Ontology annotation, biological process: response to hormone. Gene Ontology annotation, cellular component: cytosol. The record is from RefSeq and is a predicted model, not a curated record.